Molecule: messenger RNA, 3084 nt
Organism: Linum trigynum
Lineage: Eukaryota; Viridiplantae; Streptophyta; Magnoliopsida; Malpighiales; Linaceae
Source: the annotation of a GenBank genome assembly
CGAUCAUUCCGGAUAAUUAUUAUCAGCUCAUCAAUAAUGAUCUAUCCAAAGUAAAAUAAAACGUAUCAAAACUCUAUCCAAAUUUUAAGCUCACACGAUAAUUUUGGUCGAUUCACAUGGAUUAACAGAGGACCUAGCUUGUCGACAGCAAAUUUCAAAGUCAAGAAAGAGGCAACUAUGAAUCUAUGAUCCCUCUGUAUAUCAUGUGGUGGCUAAUCAUGUACAUGAUUAAGAGAGAGAAACCAUAGAAUGGAAUAUGGGGAUAGAAAUGAAGGCAACCCACUAGCCACAAGUUAACUUUCAAAGAACUUGACAAUUUGCUCUUCGGAAAAAAAAAAUGAAUGAAGAUAGACAGAGUGAGAAGCAGUUGGGGAAGAAGAAAACGAGUGGGAUAGGGAUAGUGACCUUAGAUUGGAGGGAUGAGCCAGCCACAAGGAAGAGGAAAGGGACCCAACACUUCAAAAUUGAAGCCAUCGUUUAAGGAAGCCCACAAACAUACACAAAUUUAACCCUACAUCUUGAUUUGAUUUUGACACAACCCCCAUAAUUGGAAGAAUAGGUGUCCACCAUAACCAUCAGAACUAAUCGGGUCAAUUACAAAAAUAGCCACUAAACUUUGAUGUUACUACCAUACAUCGACUUUAUUUCUCGAUUAGCUUGCUACUAAAGUUUGAAAUCACUAAUAUAACUUUCGCCAGUUAGAUAUUCCAUUCGAAUCUUCUAAAUCGAAGUAAUUCACAAAAAAUCAUCAUAAAAGGGACAACACAAUGGAAACAGGAAACAACAUGGUAGUGUUCAGGUAGGGAGAUGUGUUUAGGUUGGUUUCGGGUUAUUAAUUUGAGACUGGAUAAGAUGGAACGUGUGAUCUUGCUGAGUAAUUGUAGACUUUGUGGCCUUUUUUCAUUGUCAAGAAAUGAGAGUUGAGACUCUGACUUGGACAACAUGGAGACCAAGCUAAAUGAGACUGUUCCGCUGGUUAUUUAUUUUAAACUUAAGUGACUGAUUUGUUAGAAUUUAAUUAUUAAGUGAGCGAUUUGUGAUGGCUCCAAUAUUUAGUGACCAUUUCUGUAAUUGACCCCAAAACAUCAUAUGAUGCAACUAGGGACCAUAGUCUUUUAUUAGUGCUUUUGUUGGGUGGUUGUCUAACUUCUAACAUAUGGACCAGGACUACUUACUCCCCACCACCACAAUAGUAGACAUUGGUGCCUACAACACUUCAAUGCACCAUAACAACUUAUAGGAUUCCAUCUCAAGUGAAGACAUUACAAUGAUGUGAUAGUUAAUUGAGUAAAAUAUACUCCAAGUCCAAGAUGAGGCAAGUGAUCAACAAUAAAAUUGUCAUUACCCUUUUAAAAUCUAUUUGUUAGAAUAAAUGAAUGAAUUUAUGAUGAUGUUUGAUUAACCUAAGUGCAGAUUAGUACCACACAACCCCACUCUCGUUGGCCAUAACACUAAAAAGGGUAAGACAAAUUACGCUUGAUCAACUCAAUGACCAGGAAAGAUUGUUACUCAACCAUGUACCAAAUUGAUUACCAAUUCAACAAAUACUAUUUUUUGCAAGGAUAAUCCUUAUUUCGUGCCCGAAAAAACAUUAAAAAUAACUUCCUAAUCACCCGUUGAUCUACAACAUGUCCAACUUUGGAUGAAUUGCCAAUACCUAUAAAUUCCCAUUGUUUUUAUGGUGUUUACCAUAACAACAACAAUAACACAAACAAACAAUAAUAUUUGUGAACUAUUUUCUUAGAGUUCCACCAAGAAGAAGAAGAAACAUCCUACCCUUUCAACAUGAACAACUCUCAGAACGCCAGUUACCAAGCUGGUCAAGCUAAGGGCCAAGUUCAGGAGAAAGCUAGCGGAAUGAUGGAAAAAGCCAGCAAUGCUGCUCAAUCGACUAAGGAAUCUUUACAAGAGGCUGGUGGUCAAAUGCAAGCUAAAGCACAAGGAGCUGCUGAGGCUACCAAGGAUGCCCUUGGAAUGAACAAAUAAAUGAAGAAUGGCAUUUCAAAGUACCCUAUGGCUGAUUAGUAUUCCACAAUGUAAUGAAAUAGUAUUGAAAAUGUUGGGUUAUGUAUACCUUUCAAGAAGAGUGCUCACCAUAUGCUCACAGAUCAACAAGCUUUGAUGGUCAAGAUGUACUUGUCUUUUAUAUCAUAAAAUAUAAUCUAUGUUCGUUUAUAUAUUGUGAAAUUGUACUCUGUUAUCAGAACAUUCAUAUCGAUAGUUUUGGUUUGUCAACGAAUCUUUUUCCAAUCCUAUCAUAACAUUCAUAUCAUUCUCACGUAUAUAUCGAUUAACAUUUUGCGAAAGUAUCAAGACUUACAACUAGUGAAAACACAUGUUUCGUCAAUUUAUUAACCAAGCAGUUGCGGAGCUGCAUAGGACCUCGUGGAGUUCAUGGACACGAAUUGAAGAGAGAAAAAAUUGAAAUUGUGGUUAAAUCAUUUUAUGAACUUGGACAUUUCACCCCAUAAAUUUUAGUAAAUUGACUUAAUAACUUUUUUUUGUUAUGAAUCCAUUUCAAAAUUUGAUAAAGAAAAAGUAUGUGUCAUUGUUACUUCAUUCUUUUGUAUUUUGGAUCAUGAAUCGGACGAAAGGUAUGACUUAUUCUUAUCAUUCAUGUACAAUUCAUAAUUUUUUAUUUAAUGAAUUGCAACUUCACAUGUUUGAAAAUAAUGUGAACUUAAUUUUGAAUAUAAUUUACAAUAAUUUUGUAAUAGACCUUCCCCUAUAAGUAUAUAUAGAUCUUAAUGAAGAACUUGUGGCUAUUGUUCGUGAAAUUGAGUGAAAUCGAGCAAUACCGAUGAAAACACCGCUCAAGUGGUUGAUUAUAUAAAUGUUUUCGAUAUAAUUUUGUUUUAAUUUUGUCAAUAUUGCGUUUUGAAUCAUUAGUCUCACCACUUGAUUGGUUACAGCACAAACUUUCAUAGGCAUUAUCAUUUUUUAUAGUGUUUCACCUACUAUAUUGUUUGUAUUGUAACACGUUGAUAUUCAAACAACAAAAACUUGAUGAAUAAAACUAAUAAAAUUGAUAUACCUCAAGCAUCAUGUCACAUUUGGUUCACUCAAUAAAUUUACUAAAUUCAG